UAUAAAGCCCGUGUGAGAGCGCGCAGUGCUGUUAUCCCCGCCGCAGAACCCCCGGACCCGGAGCCGCGGCCGAACCCGAACACACAGCGGAACCGAGCCUGCAGCACCUCAGCUCAGAACCGACUCACCCAUCCGGACCCCGCGGUACCACCGGCUUCACCAACCCACCACCCGAGCUUCAGUCAUGGAGCUGCAUAAUAAAGAGCCUCUCUCUCAGGACGUCCUGCCCGUGGUCAUCAUCGGAAACGGACCCUCAGGAAUCUGUCUGUCGUACCUGUUGUCUGGACACACCCCCUACCUGUCACCUGACGGCUUCCACCCGAACCCCAUCCUGCACAGCAAGCUGGCGGAGAGCCCUCACCUGUCCCUGUUUGAACAGGAUCUGGAGUACCUGUGUGAAGGUGUGGAGGGGAGAUCCUCUAACCCGGUGGCGGUGCUGUUUGACUCUCUGCUGCUGCCGGACAGUGAUUUCGGGCUGGAUUACGCCUCUCCGCUCGUGUGGAGAUACGAACCGGAGCGAGCCACACCUCACCUGGUGCUCGGGAAAGGCCCACCUGGAGGGGCGUGGCAUGCGAUGGAGGGAUCUAUGUUGACUCUGAGUCUGGCGAAUUGGAUGGAGCUGCCGGGUCUGAAGCUGAAGGACUGGAUGAGGGAGAAGCGCAGGAACGUGCGUAACGACCGGGCGACCCCCGCAGAGAUCGCCUCCUACUACCAGCACUACGUUCGGGAGAUGGGUCUGGAGCGGAGCUUCGUCUGCGGGACCACGGUCACCUCGGUCCGGCGCGUCCCCCUGGCGUCCGGCCGCUCGCUGUGGGAGGUCCAGGGUCUGCAGAGACGAGCGGAGGAGGAGGUGGAGAUCCCUUUCUCGGUGUUCGCUGAAAACGUGGUGCUCGCCACCGGAACCCACGACAUCCCGGCGCGGCUGGGCGUGGACGGGGAGACGCUGCCGUUCGUGUGCCACAGCUUCUGGGAGUUGGAGGCGGCCAUCUCCUCCGGGCGGCUGGACUGCGCCUCCGAACCCGUCCUGGUGGUCGGAGCCGGACUGACGGCCGCUGACGCCAUCCUGACCGCCCACCACCUCAACACCCCCGUGUACCACACCUUCCGGCGCGCCGUGGCCGACCCGGCGCUCAUCUUCAACCAGCUACCCAAACUGCUGUACCCCGAGUACCACAAGGUGCACCAGAUGAUGAGUCAGCAGCAGCACCGGGCCGGGGAGUCGGCGGCGGACGUGGUGAGCCAGCGCUCGUCCUCUUCCGGAGACACCGGGACGAACUGUCCCUGCUCCUACCCCGGAUACCUCAGCUUCCCCCAGCACCACGUCGCCUCCUUCAAACCCGAGGGGAAGUGCGUGCUGGAGGACCAGAGCGGCCGGCAGACGGUGCUGAGGGUCUCCAUGGCUCUGGUUCUGAUUGGAUCCCACCCCAACCUCUCCUUCCUGCCCGAAGAGGGCCGUCCGCUGGGGCUGGAGCCAGAGGAACCAAUCAGCUGCCGGAGGAACCCUCUAGACGUGGACCCGUACACCUACGAGAGCGUGCAGGAGCCAGGGCUCUACGCCAUGGGGCCGCUGGUGGGGGAGAAUUUCGUGCGCUUCCUGAAGGGCGGGGCUCUGGCCAUCGUCUGCGAUCUCGUCCGAAAGCGAAGCGCGAGAGCCAAUGAGAGUGCAGUGGAGAGCUCCGUCAGCCAAUCACUGAGCUGUCAGCUGUCUAACUGCUCUCUCAGUGCGUAGAGAGCGGAGGAUACGGGUGGAGAGAGAGAGAGACAGUAAAGAAGAGUUCAGACUGUUCUUCACAUUCUGACCUUCAGUCUGAGAUAUUCUGAUGAUCAGAGGCAGAGACUCGCUCUCAGCAGAACCAGCGUCCAGCGGGGAGACGGACGGCACCGCCGCUGCCAGGGACAGAGAGGACAGAGGGGACAGAGAGAGAGAGAACAGAAAGAUAGAAACCGAGUAUCUCUGUGCUCUAAAGUUCAUGUCCAAUAAUCCUCAAGUAUUCAGACAGCUGAUCCAGUCCAGCUGCUCUACAGGAUUCUAUUGGACAUUUCUAUAGAAGAGAUCAGACCAACAGAACAGAACCGGACGCUGAAGAUAUGAAGAUAAACUGCAUGUUAUCAGGUUAAGGUCUGAUUUUUAUUUCUAUGCAGUCAAAAAAAAACAUGAAUAACUUUUUUGUAUUUUGUUUUUCUACAUUUCGUAUUAUUUUUUCAUUUAAAAGAAAGUAGCUUUUCAAAAACCUGGUUCAGCGAAUGGACCAAUAGAAACGCACAAACAAAACCUGUCCUGAAACUGAAAUUCUCUGCAGUAACUCACAUUUAAACUCUCACUCCAGCUGAGAUUCAUAUAAAACUCAUCAUCAUCCAUCUUCCUCCUGAUUAUAUUCCAGAGGUUUUCAGUUUGAUAAAAUCAAAGAAACUCAUCAGUUUUAAGUGCUCUCUUAUUUUUUUUGUCUAGAGCUGUAUAAAAGUUUCAUGUUUGAUCAGAAACGUUACUGAAAUUGUAAAAAUGCUGAAAACUACUGAAGUAAAAAUAUAAUGAAUAAGAAUAUUAAAAAAAACUUCAAUAUUUUAGUGAAAACAAGUCAAACAUUUAAAACCAUCAACCUUUCAAUUCUAUACGGUUUUCUAGUUUUAAUAUUUAUUUUCAUAUUUAAGAAUUAGAGUUGAUUCCUCAUUUAAACUGAUAGAGAGUAGAGAGAGAACAGCUCUGAAUUCAUUCAUUCAGAAUAAAUUAUUUUACUGCAGAAUAAAAGUGUUUUAUAUCACAUUAACCUGUAUCCUGUAUUGGGGUCAGGGUGUUUAAAGGGUUAAUGAGUGAUCGGCUGCAGAAUCUCAGGAUUAAACAGGUUUAAUCUCUUUAUAUCUGUUUAUUGAUGAUGCAGCACUAAAGUAAUAAUAAGAGAUCAAAUAACAGAACUCAGUUUACUGAUCUCAGACCUGCUUCUGCUGAUCUCAGAUAAACACACAGAUCUACAGUCAAAUAUUAAAUAAACUUUAAAAAUGUAGCACAUUAUUAUUUUACACAGUACUGUUCAAAAGUUUAGAAUAUAGAAUAUUAAUGAACUAUUAAUAUUUAAUACAUUUUCUAAAUGACGCUCCCCCAGUUAAACUCCAGGUAUAUCUGUGAGGAUUAAUCACAUGGUCUAGAGCAGAGCUCUUCACUGCUGCUCUGCACAUUUUAGAGGAUUACCUGCUUUAUACAGGCUGCAAGUAGUUGGUAUUUUGGGAGUCGACUAAACUGACUAGUAUUAUUCCCGUGAGUCAGUUAGAUUAAUGUACAAUUAAACGAUUAUUCAAUGAUUAGUUUACCAUUAGUGAACAAUAGUGAACAAUGAGACGAUAUAAUAAUACACUCUAUAAGACAAUUAGUCAACAAUUAGCUGACCAUAAAUCUGUGAUAGUCAGCAAUUACACGAUUAGUUGAUGAUUAGUUGAUGAUUAGUUGAUGAUUAGUUGAUUACGCUCCUGUUCUGCACACCUGUAAUCCUCACCCUGGUUUCUCUGCUUAACAAAACAUGAGACUCAUUGUUGAUUUAUAUGAAUUAAUCUUUGCAGCCUUACUGUUUUACCACAUCCUCUGAAACACAGCACUGAAGAACUAAUCUACACUUUAAUACAGAAUAUUUACUGUUUAUUUACUUUAUCAGUAAAAGUGACGAGUGGCAGAUUUUAAACAUGUAGUUUAUAAUAUUAAUUUCUGAAUGUUAUACUUUAACAGACGCAGCGUUUAUUAUUAUUAUUGAACAGGGUGCACUAUCUUUUGCACUUUGGUACUGUUGCUUUCCUGCACAAACCUUGUAUCUCCGUUUAUUUGCUGUUUUUUAUGGUGUAAUUCUGUAAUCCUGCAGGAGUUCUUCACGUUUAUUUACAUGUAGUUAAUAAUUUUGAUAAUUCUUUAAUCAAUAUGUAAAUCUGUUUACAUUUUACUGUGAAAGCUUGUUUUUGAUCAUUCUGGAUGUUUAAUAUUCGGAGAUAUUUGUUCCUAUUCUUUAUGAUUUUCAGUCUGUAAUUAUUCAGAUUAUUAUUUGAUCUGAAUAAAUAAACUCCUGCUGAUUAUCUGAAAGUAAGCUGAAGAUAAUGGAGCUAAAGUUUAAUUUUAUACAGGUAACUUUAGUGCACUGAUCUGAUAUUAGAGUGAAAUAUUGAUUCUGAGAGACGGUGAGCAGCGUGUUUUAAUCCAGGUUAUGUUGAUUAUUAUUCAUUUGCUGCUGAUUGAUCUGUACCGAAAUAGAGAUUUAUUUUAAGAAUCAUGUUGACCAAUCAAACUGCUCAUCUGUAAUUCAGAGAUCUGUAAGAUCUGUUUAUGAGCUCUGGAGAAAAUAUAUAAAAUAAAAAAUAUAGUUUUAGAAUACAGGCUGUACCUCCUCACCUCGACCACGAGAGGGCCUUACUCACCUUUAUAUUAAUGUGCUGUCUGCCAAGAAGCCUGAAUUAAAUCAGCUCUUAUUUACAGUGUUUAUUUAAUAAGGUCCAAAUCCCUGUUUACUAUCCGAAUAUCAGCGGCCUUAUUCAGGAAUUAGACAUAUCAGAAACAGAGAAUCCGUUCUGUAAUCACGCACACAUUAAUCUCACUUUUAUACAUUUGUUUUAUUAUGACUCACAAAAAGCAGCUUUCUAUCGUUAUUAUUUUAUAUAAAUAUUUUAUAUAGAGUUAGACAUUCCAGAUCAUAUAUUUUCUGAACUAUGACAGUAAAUAAUAUAUUUACAGUAAAUAAGAAAUGUAUCUCCAUGAUGUCACUCUUAUGCUCAUUACUGAGUUUAUGGUGUCAUUUUCCAGCUCUCUGUUCUGAAUGUGUAUGUUUUGUAAGGAGUCGAUGCACUGUUUCUUUAAAUGUUAAUGAUAAAGAUGAUCAAAUGCAAAAGAAAUGAAUAAAUAAAUCAUUUUUCACUGAA
This is a messenger RNA of Astyanax mexicanus (Mexican tetra), 4887 nucleotides long. RefSeq names its product oxidative stress induced growth inhibitor 1 (gene osgn1). NCBI's taxonomy places the organism in Eukaryota, Metazoa, Chordata, Actinopteri, Characiformes, Acestrorhamphidae. The record is from RefSeq and is a predicted model, not a curated record. The transcript has 6 exons. The coding region runs from base 185 to 1729 and encodes 514 amino acids.